AUGGAGAAUGAACAAGAUAGAGAGGCUGGUCAGCUCAAGCGUAUUAAUGACCACGUUUGUAAGUUUGUGGCUUGUUAUGAAACGGCUUUGAAGCAGCAAAGCAGUGGACAAAAUGAGAACGAUCUGAUGAAGGCAGCUCAUCACAUCUUCUACAAUGAUCACAUGUUCAAGUUCACCCUUGAACAUGCUUGGCGAGAACUCAGACAUGACCAAAAGUGGUGCUCUGUUUCUGCUGGUAAACAAGGUGGAAAGCCAAAAAGAAGGAAGGUUGAUGCAACUACAACUCAUUCUGAAAGCUCACAAACCCAAAGCGUUGAUGUAGAAGAAGGCUUCGAAGGAAGCAAUCAAGAGAAAAGGCCACAAGGAGUUAAGGCAGCGAAGGCUGCAAAGAAGAAGGGAGUUCACACAGGCCACAAAGAAGGAGAAGAUGAUAUGAAGAAGCUACAAACCAUGUGGGAUCUCAAGGAUAGAGACCUGGCCAUGAAGGAUAAGAUCACUAACAAAAAACUGCUUAACACUCUUCUCCUUAAAAACGAUAUUAACGUACUUGAACGUUCACCUGUAUUUGAUGACAUAUUACAAGGUCGAGCUCCUAAAUUUCAAUACUGGGUUAACGGACACAAGUAUAAGAUGGGAUACUACCUCACCGACGGUAUUUAUCCCAAAUGGGCAGCUUUUAUACCAACUAUUCCACUGCCUCAAGAUGAUAAAGCAUCAUUAUUUGCCACUACCCAAGAAUCUGCCCGAAAAGAUGUCGAGCGUGCUUUUGGAGUUAUACAAGCUCGUUUUGCAAUUGUAAGAAAUCCAGCUCUUUUCUGGGAUAAGGAAAAGAUUGGCAAUAUUAUGCGUGCAUCUAUCAUAUUGCAUAAUAUGAUAGUAGAAAAUGAAUGGGAUGGGUACACUCAGUAUAACAUAGAAGAAUUCCAACAAGGGGAGUCAAGCAGAACUUCACAAGUGGACAAUGAGUACUCUACAGAGACAUCGUCAAACAUCGGAAACCUUAUCGGGAUACGAAAUCAAAUCCGUGAUCCACAAAUACAUGAACGCUUGAAGAAAGAUCUAGUUGAAAAUAUAUGGAACAAAUUUGGCAAUUCUCAAGAGUAG
Eutrema salsugineum is the source of this 1104-nucleotide messenger RNA. RefSeq lists its product as uncharacterized. NCBI's taxonomy places the organism in Eukaryota, Viridiplantae, Streptophyta, Magnoliopsida, Brassicales, Brassicaceae. Bases 1 to 1104 code for a protein of 367 amino acids. The record is from RefSeq and is a predicted model, not a curated record. The transcript has a single exon.